UCGAUCACUAGAUUCGAUCGAUCACUUGUACGAUUGCAUGGGAACCUCGUAGACACAAGACAGAGACAGUUCCACAUGCAAGUGCCCCGCUCAGCCUUUGACGCACUGUACGUCUCGAUUGCGCUAUCGUGUCGUUUAUGCAAACAAAACAUAAAACCCGCACGAAAACAGGUAUCAAUUUGUGAUGCCGCUGACUUGGUUUGUCAUUGAGACGACGUUCGACCUCAGCAUUGAAGGAUUUGCAUGUUCUGAUGCGGCGCAUCCCCGGCUCACGGCCGUCGAAGGUUGCUUGGAUGAAAUUAGCAAACCGGCGGCUCGAUUGCCAUACUUAGCUCGUUUCUCGCUGGCGAAAAAAAAAAACUCACUUCCUAUGAUAAAUCAACGCCUACUAGCGCACCGCAACACCGGAAAUGAUUCGUGUCACGUCACACCGCGAUCGAGCGUGCGAUGAACCGUGCCCGGUGCCGCCAAAACAUUACGCCGAGCUUGGCUGCAAACCAAUCCUCGAGGAAGGUCAGUGCUGCCCGAAAAGAUACCAGUGUCCCGAGUUGACCGAUCGCGAUGGAAACAAAUGCUACUUCAAUGGCAACAUUUAUCCGGCCGGCGCCAAGCUAGCCCCGGCCGAACAGGAAAUUCACUCCUGCUCGCCUGCCUGCUUCUGCUCCAACCACACCGCACCGGCAACGUUCCGCUGCGCCAGCAUCGAUUGUUUCGAGUUUUUCGAACCGACCAAAGAGGACUGCAUCCACCAGUACACGCUGCACGGGUGCUGCGCGGAAAAGAGCGUUUGCGGUGCGGACAAGCUGGCCAAGCUCGCUCAGUGCUAUCUGGACGGCCGGCAGUAUUACGAGGGCCAGCGGAUGUACCCGAAGGAGGAGUCGUGCAAGUUUUGCUACUGCAAGCCCGGCUUCGACAACAGCACGGUCGGGGCGGACAAUCCGAACUGCUACGAGACGCAGUGCGGGCUGGAGCUGCACGCCGGCGACCGGAUCGCGAUGGGCUGCAUACCGAUCUACUUCGGCAACCAUCGGUGCUGCCCGAUCUCGUGGAAGUGCCCAUCCGACAGCGAUGAGGUGAUUGUCGAGGGACGCAUCGAGCAGGAUGAUGACGCCCAGCCCGAACCGGCCAUGCAGUGUAAGUUCGGCAAGCUGACGCUGAACAAAGGGGACGGCGUGAGCAGCGACGACAAGUGCGUGGAGUGCAAGUGCACGGUACCACCGCUAGCCCACUGUAUCCAGCGGGAGGAUUGCUAGAGCGGAACGGGGGCCACGAUUAGUGUUAGGUUGUUUUUUAAAGUAAUUAUUUAAAUUUUGUCACCAGGGAGAAUGCGAGGAAGGGAAAGAAAAGAAGAGAAGGGAAGUGUAGAGCGUCGAACAUCAUGUACUUAAUAAGCGCGGCGUGAAGGCUGUGUGGAGUUUUUUUGUUUCGAAUAAACCAUGCUCGUUUUAAGUAGCCUGUAAUUAAA
Molecule: messenger RNA, 1465 nt
Organism: Anopheles coluzzii
Lineage: Eukaryota; Metazoa; Arthropoda; Insecta; Diptera; Culicidae
Exons: 5
Coding region: 411-1253 (280 amino acids)
Source: RefSeq, a predicted model, not a curated record